AUGUCACCGGCAAGCGCCGAUCCCUUUGGGGCUGCCGAGUCAGGGUCGCAAGGCAACAGCCCUUCCGCCGACGCUCCCCCGUCCGACACGCCGCGGAACAAUAGCGAUAUACCCAAACCGAAGAGACUUGCGUGCAUGAUAUGCCGCAAAAGGAAACUACGAUGCGAUGGCUCGAAACCAAGCUGCAGCACCUGCACAAGACUCGGCCAUACUUGCGCUUACGAUGAAGUGAGGAAAAAGAGUGGCCCGAAAAGGGGCUACGUGAAGGCUUUGGAGGAGAGACUGAAGCAAGUGGAAACGCUGCUGAAGACUCAAGAUCCGUCCACCACUGCCAGCCCCGAAGCAACAAAGACGCCCAACGUCACCCUCGAACAGACCCGAAUCCAACAAGCAUCUGCGACCCCCAAUUUCACCGUUACGAAUCCCGCCAUAGCUAUCGCAAAUGACCGCGAUGCAGAUCGAUGGCAUAUCAAUGGGGAAUCACCGCAAGCCGCUACAGGCAGCGGCGGUUUGGACGACUUCAACUUCGCGGGCAACAUGUCGAUGGGUAUGGACAGCUUAGAUCCAAGUUUUACCUGGGAGAUGAUCGGUCUGGGUCUGGAGGAGCCCCUUCCGCCGCAGGAGACAAUAGAUGAGUUGCACCAGAUAUACUUCGAGAAGAUCCACCCGUCUUUACCGAUGAUUCACAAAUUCAGAUACCUGACGGCAAUGAACUUGGCCCCAAACCAGAGACCGCCAGUGGCACUACGCUACGCGAUUUGGACUCUGGCCUGCUCAGUAACAGAGAAGUACACUGAUCUCAAAGAUCUCUUUUAUCGACGCGCUCGCAAGUAUGUUGAGGGGGACUACAUCAAAGGCUAUGGCGAGCACUUCAUCUCCGUUGCUCACUGCCAGACCCACGUACUGCUUGGUUCGUAUGAGUUCAAGAUGAUGUACUUCCCCAGAGCCUGGAUGAGUACUGGCUCAGCCGUACGCCUGAGUCAGAUGAUCGGAUUGCACCGGCUUGACGGCAAUGGCUUGGAUGUCAAACAAUGCCUCCCAGCCCCCCGUGACUGGACUGAGACGGAAGAGAGGCGGCGUACCUUCUGGAUGGCCUUCUGUCAAGACCGGUAUGCUAGUAUUGGAACAGGGUGGCCCAUGAUGGUUGACGAACGGGAUAUUUCGAGCAAUCUUCCUUCCUCGGAAGAAGCUUUCAACAUGAGCCGCCCAGAGCAAAUGCAGACACUCACCGAGUCCAUGAGCCCAGCUGGGGCGGGCAAGCUGUCAUCAUUUGGGGGUAUUGUGCUGAUGGCGUGCCUAUUUGGUCGCAAUCUCACUCAUCUUCACCGUCCGGAUGCAGACGACCGCGAUCACGACAUGAAUGGCGAGUUUUGGAAGCGUCACAGGAAUAUGGAUAAUAUUCUUCUGAACACCUCCCUCUGCCUGCCAAGCCACCUCAAGCUUCCGGACGGCCUUGGAAAUCCGAACAUUGUCUUCACAAAUAUGAACAUUCAUACAUCGACCAUCUGUCUCCAUCAAGCAGCCAUCUUCAAAGCGGAUAGAAACAGACUCCCGCCCACAGUCAGUGCGGAAAGUAAGGUCCGUUGCAUCACAGCAGCGAACGAGAUUGCGAGUAUCAUGAGGAUGGUCUCUCAUCUCGACCUAUCUGCUAUGAACCCCUUUAUCUCUUUCUGCUUGUAUGUGGCUGCGCGAGUCUUCGUCCAAUUCCUCAAAAGUCGUCCAGACGAUAGCCAGACAGCAGACGCCCUACGAUUCCUUCUCUCAGCCAUGAAUGCGUUGAAGAGGAAGAACCCCCUGACGGAAUCCUUCCUGGUCCAGCUCGACGUCGACUUGGAGGCGCUAGGCUUGAGGAUUCCGAAAUUGAAGUCUGCAUUCCCACGAAGUACAGCCAGUCCUGGACCGCACCCCAGCUUAACCAAGAUGCAAAAGAAUGCGGAUGUAAAUGGACAGCCCAGGUCAGGCAAUGCCGGUACCAUGAACUUCCACGACACGGAUUGCAACUUCCUGAGGACUCCGGGGGAUGACGGCAAUCCGCUCAACGCCCCCAACCUAGUCGAGUCGGAGACGCAUAACCCGAACCAGAUGCCGCAGGGUUGGUAUCCAGGAGAGCAGUUGAUGUCAGGGCGUGGACGCGAAUCUGGAGCUGGUCACGGCAAGGGCGCUGUUUCCUCGAUGCUUUUCGAGGCGGGCGGAUUCGGCGAGAGUCAGAGUAGCGAAACGAAUGACAUAUCCGGCUCGUCGAACCAAGACGGGCAAUCGAACAGGCCAACACCGAACUCGAGUAGCGCGUCAGACCACCGGCAGAGUACGACGGGGACAGGUGCAAUGACGAACUCGGAUAGGCCAUCUUUCGACGCGAGUCCAAAUGGGUCUCGAGCGAUGGAAGUAGCAGCAGCAGCUUACUUUCCCAGCGCAGGCUUUGGCAUGUCCGGCACGGGGCUGUCCCCCGGCGGGACCUUCUCCAUACCAGAUCUUUCCGGGCAUGACUUUUCGGUUCCCGGUGGGUGGGAUAGCGAACAGGCGGGCAUGACGCCAAGGACAGCAGAGGGGAUCAUGCAGGGCAUCAUGAACAUGCCAAUGGAGGAGAUGAAUUGGGACUCUGGUGUGUAG
Molecule: messenger RNA, 2610 nt
Organism: Anthostomella pinea
Lineage: Eukaryota; Fungi; Ascomycota; Sordariomycetes; Xylariales; Xylariaceae
Source: the annotation of a GenBank genome assembly